Messenger RNA from Drosophila serrata, 606 nucleotides. RefSeq lists its product as uncharacterized. NCBI's taxonomy places the organism in Eukaryota, Metazoa, Arthropoda, Insecta, Diptera, Drosophilidae. The record is from RefSeq and is a predicted model, not a curated record.
AUGAUCUCGCGUCGCGACAAAUUACUCCAGCAGCCGUGGGAGCAGCUGCGAUAUGCCCAGCAUCGCGAGAAGGUCAUGUCCGCCCGCCCGGCCAUCGAUACCCAUACGCCGCGCGCUCACGAGCACGUUCAGCGCAAGUGGAAGAAACAGCAGGUCGAGCGGGAGCGCCAGCAGCAAAUCGAACGGGAGAACCUGCGGCUGCUGCAGAAGCUGGGCGACAUUAUGCGCACCAAGCGCAUCAAUAACCUCUGGCUGGAGCCGCGACCCAAUUUUCUCAAUCGCGAGAAGCUCUUUCCCACACGGCCGUACUCCAGCCUUCCUGAAAUCGUUACCAUCUAUGGAAAGCAACCGCCAGGACCUCUCAUCUACGGCAUGCUGCCCAAACCGAAUGUCGUUGGCCGUUGCCCCACAUGCAGUGGCAAUCCGGAACGCACCGAAGUGGCCAUACCCGAACAGCGUACACCUUGGGCGCCGGAGAGAAAAUCCUGGAACCGAAAGACCCAGGAGGUGGCGAAGCAACAGCGCUGCUAUCACUGCGGCUCUGUGAAGACCAGCGAGCGCAAGUUUUUCGAGGAGUUCUCCUACUCCUACUCAUACGACGAAUGA